Molecule: messenger RNA, 514 nt
Organism: Globicephala melas (long-finned pilot whale)
Lineage: Eukaryota; Metazoa; Chordata; Mammalia; Artiodactyla; Delphinidae
Gene: S100A6
Product: S100 calcium binding protein A6
Cellular component (GO): nucleus; perinuclear region of cytoplasm
Molecular function (GO): calcium-dependent protein binding; calcium ion binding; S100 protein binding
Source: RefSeq, a predicted model, not a curated record
AAAGCUAAGGGGGAAAGUGCUCUGAGAGUGAGGACACUGGGGGUGGCUGGGAUGCGGUCCCUGAGGGCAGUGGUGGACAGGCCACUCUGACUUGCCACCAGCUCACAGGAGGCCCCCACUGAGGACACUGCUCUGAGCCCAGCCUUCAGCCAUGGCGUGCCCCCUGGAUCAGGCUAUUGGCCUCCUGGUGACCAUCUUCCACAAGUACUCCAGUCAGGAAGGUGACAAGAACACCCUGAGCAAGAGUGAACUGAAGGAGCUGAUCCAGAAGGAGCUCACCAUUGGCGCGAAGCUGCAGGAUGCUGAAAUUGCAAAGCUGAUGGACGACCUGGACCGGAACAAGGACCAGGUGGUGAACUUCCAAGAAUAUGUCACCUUCCUGGGGGCCUUGGCCAUGAUCUACAAUGACAUCCUCCGGGGCUGAAAAUAAAUUGGGAAGGUGGAGACACCCUCCAGCUGGCCUGUCUAGUGGUGGGUAAUUGUACAAUAAAUUUUUUUUUUUUGGUUAAAUCUA